Messenger RNA from Prinia subflava (tawny-flanked prinia), 3171 nucleotides. RefSeq lists its product as uncharacterized. Gene Ontology annotation, cellular component: plasma membrane. Gene Ontology annotation, biological process: cytokine-mediated signaling pathway. The transcript has 8 exons. The record is from RefSeq and is a predicted model, not a curated record. Lineage: Eukaryota; Metazoa; Chordata; Aves; Passeriformes; Cisticolidae. Gene Ontology annotation, molecular function: protein binding; cytokine receptor activity. Bases 1130 to 2965 code for a protein of 611 amino acids.
CCGGGUGGCACUUGGCCACUCCGAGGCUCUUGUUUUGGAAUGCCCAGGCUGACAGUGGCUGCUGGGCUCUGGGCAGAGCUGAAGGACACUUAUGAGCCCCACAUGCUGCUGUCCAUGGCUCUGUUAGGCUUGUAAUGGUUGCACAGUUCUUGGGAAGCACAAGUCCAGCUGUGUUUUGUCCCAGUGGGCUGCCAGAGUCCUGGAGCUCUUUAGAGCCACGUGCAGGUCCCUUGUGGUCUCUAGGGCAAAAUGAGGGGCCCCAGCCCUCUGUGCCCAGCCUGCAGCACUAGGCUUAGCAAGGAUAAAACCUGUUGCUGGUUUUGCUGGGAUGUCCUGGUCUGUGGCUGCCCUGGCAUGUGUCACCCCGGCCUGAGUCCUAUGCUCCUCCCUGUCCCCACGCCACUGGUGGUCCCUGCGGGGGUAGUGCAGGAUGCUGGGAUGGCGCGCUGGGAUGAGCUGUGUCUCAUCUCUGGUGCGCAGAGGGCACUGCUGAGCGCCCGCCCCCAGCUGGGACGUUGCUAACGAGGAAGCAAGGAAGGAAAAAAAACAAACCCUGGCUCAGCAAAGGAGGUACAAACCACCCAAGUCAAAUCACGUCUCCCAGCGUGGUGGCACAGGCAACACGGACUGCCCCCCAUCUGGAGGAAGCGUGGCAGCUGAGCAGACCGUGAUAACUCUUCUUGUCCCAGCAGCCUGUCAUGUCUGCAGAUAGUGGAACACCUCCAGCACACCCAUCCCUUUCCAUGGCCCCUGGCACAGCAGCAUAGUGUGGAGGCAGAUGGAUGGGCUGUGGUAGGAUGAGCCCUGUCCUGCUCCUGCUGCUGUCCCUGGCCAGCUUCUCCCUGCUCCAGGGGAUGCUACUGAGGCCACAGAACGUGAGGCUGGAGGCACAGAACUUCCACGUCUGCCUGCGCUGGGAGCCGGACCCCAGCUCACCCAGCUAUGCCACCUAUGAGGUGGAGUGGAGGAACAGGCACUACUGAGAGGAAGGCUCUAACGUCUUCUCCUGUUGAUAAGACCCCCCACCCAAAGUCACCUUUCUCUGAGGCUCAAGCUGUCACUACUCACUCAGUUUCCCUCAAACCACAGAGCCUCAACAGCCUCAACUCUUUGGUGGGUUCUCCCUGCCAUGGCUAUGUGUUUUCUCCUUGUGGAAAGCACAGGUCAGGGCGCAGUGCCAGAUGCCAUCUGUCCCCAGGAGGAAGUCAACUUGCGCUCCUCACACAUCCUGGGACGCUGUUGGCUGAUACUUGGGCUUUCCUACACUUUCCAACUGGGCAGGAUGGCAGUGGCUGGGCAGCCCUCCCUCUGGGCUGAGAAGAUGCUGAAAAGAAACAAUCCCUUUGCUUUCUCCCUGGGCAGAACCUCGAACUGGACCAAGGCAGGUGCCUGCGGGGGGAACAGCAGAAGCUCCUGGGUGUGUGAGCUGUAUUUUGACAGGAUUCAUGAUAUCUACUGGGCACGGGUGAGAGUGGUGGCCGGAGGUGAGCAGUCCGAGUGGGCCAGUUCCAGCGAGCUGCAGCUGUACAGAGACACAGUUGUUGGCCCCCCCAGGUUGUCCUGGCUGCUCCAGGAUCAAAUCCUCAGCAUAAACAUUAUCACACCACCCACCCCCUACCAGAGAAGAACUGGUUCCUACAAGCCAGUCGACCGAGUUCUGCUGAAGCUGUGGUAUUGGCUGCAGCUGUACGACGGGGACGUGCUUGUCCAGCAGGUGCCUUGCAAACAGAGCAGGGAGAAAGUGCCUUGCACCUUUGGGCACCUGAAGCCCAGCACACAGUACUGUGUGCGGACGGUGGCUGCAGCCAUUGCCAGGGAGCGGAGCCGGGAGGUGGAGCAGUGCCUGGUGACUCCGGCAGGCCCUGCAGGCUUUCCAUGGGUUCCUGCUGUGCUGAGUGCCGCCUUCCUGCUGCUGCUACUAAGUGUGGCCGGGUUCUGCCUCAUGCAGCUGCACGUCUUUGCCAUUUCUCCGGCGACGCGCCUCCCAAAAGCACUGGCCCUCCAGAACAGCGAGCUGAGUGUGGCCAUACAGGUGCCUCCCCUCCUGCUUGAGGAGGACCCACUGGCCCUGCUCCUGCAGACUGUGCUCCCCUCCCACGGGCCAUCCACAGCUGGGCAGGCAUCAGCCAUGGUCCCACAGCUCCUCCAAGGCCUUGUCCAGGAUGUGACUGGCUACUGUGCCAAUGGGUUUGGCCCAGACUGCCCUGAAGGAAGGGACCCAUCCUGCACCCACAGCCAGCUGGGGCACACCUUGGGUUCUCAGGUCCCCUCACAGCUGGAGAAACAUGGGGAGGCAGGUGAUGGGGAUGAUUUGCCAGAGCAGCUGGUACUAGUGGGACUGACUGGAAACGGCUACACAGGUGACAGGGACAGUCAGAUACCUGAGAUAUGGCUCCCCCUGCACUUCCAGCUUUAUUCUAAAUGCCAGCGCCCGGUCCUGGGAGCAGGCAGCCACCUUCCUCUGCCCGUGCCAAGCAGAAGCUGCAGUCGGGAGUACCUGCAGGAGAGUCUUGGCACGGCUGGGCACUGGAUCCGGCUCAGCUCCGUGAAGCUCUCGGCCGAUGUGGAGGAGGGAAGGCAGCUCUUCAGUGCUCCUCAAGCCCUGCUUGGCGGCGGGACUGAGCCAGAGCUGCGUGACAGCGCCGUGCAGCCAAACUGCUCAGACCAGGCAGAACCGUGCGUCUCCAGGCCUUGCCCGCUGCCCCCCUCGCCCUGCAGCGUUCUGCGUGCAGUCGCCUUCUCCGGCUACGAGCCCCGUGCCCCCUCUGGCACCUCGGCAGCCUCCUGCUCCCAGCAGAGCCUCCCGGAGCUCCGCAGCCGUGACGCCUGGCUGUCCCAACAUGUUGGUUCCGGGCUGGGGAUGGGACUGGGGCUGGCUCCCUCGGACAGGCUGCGGCAUACUCCAGGCACGCCCGCCAAGGAUGGGCGGGAUCCGGAGCUUCCCUCUGGAGUUGGGUGCUCUUGAGACACAGCAUAAGGAGCACGCACCAAAGCUGAAGCUCCAAAACUCUUAUCUAUCUGUCUGUGUGUGUGCAUGUGUGGUACAGUACCUAUACUAAUGUAACACUCAUAUAUACAUAUAUAUUUAUAAAGCUCUUUAAUAAAAAAAUGUUGGGGUUUUUACGUCUGUGACAUCUGUUACAUUUUUACAUCUCUUGAUUGUAUACUGGA